GAGAGAGAGUUGUUUCAUUGCGAUGGCUUCGAAGAAGAACGGCUCUGAUAGCUCUUUGGUGCAGCUAGCGGCGUAGGAAUAUCAAAGACAACCCAUUCGUGCCUCAUACCAUACCUCAUCUCAUCACACCCGUUCAUUUCCAUCACAUCACAUCACAACACAACAUAACAUUCAUAUGAACCAGAUCGCACCGCACCGCACCGAUGGAAACACAAUGAUCCAACCCUAACCCAAGCGCCUCUUACCUCCAAGUUUUGUGAUUGAAGCUGCGAUGGAGGAAGAGACCUCCGAUGCAAUGAACCUUGAUUUGAAUCUGGGCCCAGGCCCAGAACCCGAAACUGGGCCCAUAAGCAAUGAAGCUGUGAACUUGGACGAUUGGAUAGGGGAGCCUCUUCAGAGAAUCAGCGAAGCUGUGAGGUAUAGGGCACGGCAACGGUGGAGAUGGCGCCAACUUCCGCUACCGCCUCCUGAAUUUCAUGCUCACUUUCCAACUGAAGCUACGCGGCAUUUUCAAAUACCGCCUGAGGCUCACAAUAUCUCCGUGGAAUUGAACCACUUUUUGGUCAAUUCUGGCAAUGGAAGCGCCUUGCAGGCCGGGGAAGGCAGUGUGGCGGCCGAGGAGAGAAUGGAGGAGGUGCCGAAGGCUUGUGAGAAUAUCAAUGGUGUGGCAGAGGAUGAGGCUUCGCAGAAGAAGGGUGAUAUAGAAAAGGGUAGUGGCAAUGAUGGGGACUUUUUUGAUUGUAACAUCUGUUUGGACCUGGCUAGGGAUCCUGUUGUAACUUGUUGUGGUCAUUUGUUUUGUUGGUCAUGUUUGUAUAGGUGGCUGCAUCUGCAUUCGGAUGCGAAGGAAUGUCCAGUUUGUAAGGGAGAGGUGACACUUAAAAGUGUUACCCCAAUAUAUGGCCGUGCGAACAAUGUCCGUGGUCCUGAGGAGGAUUCUGCACUUAAGAUCCCUCCCAGGCCCCAAGCGAAGAGAGUUGAGAGUCUGAGACAAACCAUUCAGAGAAAUGCAUUUGCACUCCCUGUGGAAGAGAUGAUUCGGCGUCUUGGAAGCAGAAUUGAGCUUACACGCGAUUUGGUUCAGCCACCUGAACCGGAUGCUGCCCGUGAAACAGCUGAGAGAACUACUUCCUUGCUAAGGUUCUUGACUGCGCAAGGGAUACGUAGAGAGCAUCAGAAUCUAGUGGCACCCCCAGAGGAUGUAAUGGGUUUGGCACAAAACAAUGUUAAUACUUCUGAGGCAGGGGAUCCCCGGACUAGGGUGCAGUCCCAUUUGCUUCGAAGAACACAAUCACACAGAGCAACACUUUCUACUCUUUCAUCAGCACUAACUUCCGCUGAAAGGUUAGUUGAGGCAUAUUUCCGUAGCAAUCCAUUAGGUAGGAACCAAGAACAACCUCCUCCUCCAGUUGAAGACAGAGAUUCCUUUUCAAGCAUUGGUGCUGUUAUAAAUUCAGAGAGUCAACUGGACACUGCUGUAGAGAUUGAUUCCAUGGUAUCCUUGUCAACAUCCUCUUCUAGGAGGAGGAACGAUGCUUCAAGAGUGUCUGAUGUGGAUAGUGGAGAUUCUCGUGCUCCAAGGCGGAGACGUUUGAACUGAUAAAAGUCUGUUAGAUGCUCAAGUUUUACUAUUCUAUCAUGUAUCACAUAUGAUAAUAAUCUUCCAACACCUAUGUAAGUGCUUCAUGCUUUCUUGUUACCUUAUAUUAUGAAGUUUUCACCAUUUACAAGUUUUGGUAGAUUUAA
Messenger RNA from Glycine soja, 1746 nucleotides. RefSeq lists its product as uncharacterized. Lineage: Eukaryota; Viridiplantae; Streptophyta; Magnoliopsida; Fabales; Fabaceae. Gene Ontology annotation, cellular component: endoplasmic reticulum. The record is from RefSeq and is a predicted model, not a curated record. Gene Ontology annotation, molecular function: ubiquitin-like protein conjugating enzyme binding; ubiquitin protein ligase activity. The coding region runs from base 272 to 1600 and encodes 442 amino acids. Gene Ontology annotation, biological process: ubiquitin-dependent protein catabolic process. The transcript has 3 exons.